GUACCCUGCCCAUUUACCACUGACCGCUGACGGGAAAUGUAGUCGUGUUCGAGGAAAUGAUGAAAUUUUAAUGACAAGCACCGAAUCCAGCAGGGACGGACACUGGAUUUACAUAAAAUAACAUUUCUGAAGGCUUACUUAAAUCCAUAGACAUUAAAAGAUAAAUCAGCUCGGACGAGACUUCUGCCUGAUAGAUAGGCCUAUCACUAUUAACUUUUAACUAGUCUCAGUAGUUGAGUUUAUAGAUCGUAGGUGAGAUGGCUGGCAUACUCGAUUAAAUCUGAAUAUGAAAUAGACUUAUUUGAAAUAGGUCUGUAUAAUCUGAAGACUGCAGAAGGGGAAAAAAGUCAAAAGCACAAUGAUCCUUAAUCACCAAACUAAAUUGUUGCUUUAUAACCAGCUUAUCACACAUUGCAUAUCAAUGUUGCUUUAAAAAUUAGACAUUUCUGUUUUUUAGGCUACCACACAUCACCACACUACACCUAAACCCCUUUGCACAUCACUAGGCCUAUCACAAAAUACAUUCAGUGAGUUUAGUAUAGGCUACACUGGUACUCACUGAUAUCCAGAUGUGCCCAUCAGCAAAUUUUCUUUUACAUAGGCUAGGGCUCUAUAAAUUACAAUGGAAUAAUUGCAUGAAAAAUUGUGUCGCCUAAUAUUCUAAUGUUGACCCAAGAGAAAGACAUCAAGUGUCUUAUAAACGUAUAAACUUCUUAUACAUUUGAAAUAUAUAUUUAUUAUUAUAGUGUUUAUACAGAGUGUGAAAGGGUUACCGAGAGGCCUCAAAGGGAUGGUUGUAAACAACCCUUUAAAUACAUGAUGCCACUUAGUUUUAUGAUUAAUGUCUGGUGCCAUGCAUUCUCUGAAUACAUGGCAAGAUAUAGUUUCAGUUGCAUUUACAACUUCAGCAUGUUAGCACCUUCUCUAUGGGAUUGGUCAUCUUUCAAAUAAUUCAUUGAAGGCGUAUUAUAAUAGUGUCCUGGUCCUAUUUGGCAUAUUCAACAGACUUCUAUGUUGACAGUUUCCUUUAUUUUGGCAAAUGCCCCUUUUGUAUAUAGUCAUUAUGUUCUAUCUAAUUUUAACAUGGAAAUAAUAUUUUGAUAUUCUGCAAACCCCUGUGCAGAUGGUACAGAACUCAGUGGUAAUCCAUCACAUGUGAUUAUUACAGAUACUAUUUCUAAAAGGUGCUGAUGACUAACUGUCCUGCUGUGACCUUCCCACUGCUACCACUGUCUCCUGGCAAUGAACUGUGGGUGCAGUUUACUACCUCUCUGCUAAUCUUAGCUUUUACUACUGGCACACAGAGAUGGAUCUCAGCCUUAUAAGCCCUUCUGAGAUUCAAAAUAAAUAAACUAAUUUCCAUUCUGCCACAAGCAAGCAUCCAUUACUUUUACCUGUACAGAGAUGCACAGCUGAUUCAUUAAGGCUACAUGAAAGAGGUCAGUUAUUGUCAUUCUAUGCUUUUAUCGGUAGAUGGCAGGAGUGGCUGUUGAGAUUUUAGAGAAAGCAGUGGGCAGGAUUUUAGAGAAAGCAGUGGGCAGAAGAUGGACUCUUCUAGACAGGGGUAAUAACCAUGGUGACUUAGGCUACAUUCUUUGAAUAAAUAAACAAAUGCACCAAUGAAUAAUAUUACUGUCCAGUUACUUCACUGUUUUUUUUUUUUUAAUCUUCUAAAAUUAGACAGUUUGAUUGUCCCAAACCAUGGAAAACUUGAAGACGGCUAACUAGUGGACUGUAUGGCAAGGAAAAAUCACUAAGAAAAUGAGAGGUGGGUGUGAGGUGGCGGGUGAGGGGUAAUGUGACUGUUUUCAUUUUCCGAAGAGCUCUCUCCCCCCUCAUGAAUGCCCUGAGACAGGUGUAUUGACACAGAGGGAGUUGAAAGCUCUCAGCGGUAAUUGGAAUGGGUUACGGACUGAAUCUCUCUCUCUCUCUCUCUCUCUCUCUCUCUCUCUCUCUCUCUCUCUCUCUCUCUCUCUCUCUCUCAAUGAUUGGAGGGGUAGGAAUGAUGUUUGAGUGUGAACGUAGAGAGUACCCAUGACAGACAAAUUACUCCGCUGUUUAAGCACAGAAUAUAAAUGAGUUUUCAUCUUCAGAAGAACAAAUGUCAUAAGGUACUUGUCAGAUUUGCAUGUCUUCACUUCUCUGCUGUGCGACUCAAGUCUCUGGGCAACACUUAAACACCACCUGACUGACUGAUCUGAAAAGCAAUUUAUCUCGCUACUCUGAAAUAGCAGACAGCUAACAGAAGCAGUGCAGUAGGUCAGAGAGCCUCAUGAGACACUUUAAACAUGUUGGUCAAACAGAAUAUGAACAGGUUCCUGUACAGUCAUCCAUGCACGCUGAGAUGUCUUUCUGUGUAGGGCCACAGAGGAAUGAGAGCAAGAGCUAAGUGACCACCACAGAUAAUUGCUCUGAUUAGGAUUUUAUCACUGAAUAAAGUGAUUUUUGUGACAUGGACAAACAGCCUCACAAGUUGAACUUUUUGUUCAGAACACAAAAGCUUGUGUGUAUCUCCAGGGGAAGCAGGGUUUUUUUUUUCUCCUAUGGUAAUUUUAGCAUGCAGGGGUCACAUCAAUGGCCUUAUCAUUCCAGCCAGGCCACAGUGGUUUGAUGGGAUCUGUAGAGUCUUCUAAAGAAGACCAUUUCUCGUGCCAAAUGAAGUGAACCUCUUUCAUCAGGAUCAAUAUAUCCCUGAGAUUCAGCCCGGGCAGGGCCAUAAAUCCUGCAUGCUGGGAUAGGGAAACCAGAGUAAGAGAGAGAGAGAACGCGCGUGUGUGUGUGUGUGUGUGUGUGUGUGUGUGUGUGUGUGUGUGUGUGUGUGUGUGUGUGUGUGUGUGUGUGGUUUCUCCGCCGUUGUGGGGGAGGGAUGGAGGGGGUGCAUUGAAGAUGCGAGUGAAGCUCCUCUUAGUGUAAUGGACGACGGUUCAAAAGUUGAAUGUGCCGGGCAGCUGCUCACAUCUUUAUGACCUCUUGAGUCAUUGUGAGCGGGCGAGGGCCGAUCACAUCGAUGGCCAUUAAACCAGAGCCUGGUGGACGGGAGGGAGGAGUGGAGGGCUCAUCACGUGUGUGUGUGCAGCUCCGUGUCCGUGUGUGUGUGUCUGUGUGUGUGUUGUUGGGGGGGGGGGGGGGGGGGGUAUGCAUUAGGGAAAUUGCCCCUGCCUGAGAGGCUGCACUGUACUGAAGUAAUUAUGGCUGGUGGCGGGAUGCUGAGGCCAGGCUUUGCCUCUCUGGUCCAGACUCUUCUGCCGCAGAGCUCGCCGCCAGUCCGCACCCCCCAUCCCUCCACCCGCUCGGCUCCGCACAUACACACACCCCACCCUCAACAUCCACCCUCCCUCCACACACACACACACACACACACACACACCCUCAGCCCCACCCUCCCUAUCUCCCUGAGCACAGUGGUGCCAAGGGAAUGGGACAGUAUGUUUAUUGAUGAGAUGAAUGGGGAGGGAGAUAUCGGGAGAGGCAGACGAAUGCGCACAGCAGUCCGACUCCAGCCAUGGCAGCGCUGUGGAGCCCGCGGCGCUCGGGUGCCCUCAGGUUGGCCAGCGGCAGCGUCCCCCAGCCCACGACGCGGCCGUCUGCCCGUCUCCACUGAGCACGCCGGGUAAUGAUGAUGGACACUCACCGAGGACAGUUGUGGUGGCGCGGCUAGGAGACUCUAGGCGAGACACAGAGACGGACACCUGCAGCAUGGGACUCACCUGCUUCAAGUCCUGGAAGUAUGACAGCACCACACAGAAAGGUGGAAAUAGGGAUGUGCUGGUCAGUCCUGGCUCCUACUUCUUCUUGUCGAACAGCUGUGGUCAGGGGGAAGAGUGGCUGAAGAGCCUCAACAAGGGUGUGUGGAUACCUUUCACAGGUGUGUUUGGCCAGCGUUUGGAGGAGACGGUGCUGUACGAGCGGCGGUAUGGGCUCCGCAUGGCCCCUCUGGUGGUGGAGCAGUGUGUGGACUUCAUCCGCGAGCGCGGCCUCACAGAGGUGGGUCUGUUCCGGCAGCCAGGCCAGGCCACGCUGGUCAAGGAGCUGCAGGAGGCCUUCGACGCCGGGGAGAAACCCUCCUUCGACAGCAGUACUGAUGUCCACACAGUGGCAUCUCUGUUGAAGCUGUACCUGAGGGAACUUCCUGAACCUUUAGUGCCAUUCUCACGCUACCCAGACUUCCUCAUCUGUGGCAAGAGAAUUUCUGCAGACAAGAAGCAGGGAUUGCUUGAGCUGAGGAGUCUGCUUCAUGACCUUCCUGUGGCUAAUUUUAACCUGCUGAACUACAUUUGCCAGUUUUUGAGUGAAGUUCAGACUUACUCCAGCAGCAACAAAAUGAGCAUUGAGAAUCUGGCAACUGUUUUUGGGCCCAACAUUUUACGGCCUAAAGCAGAGGACCCUGAGAGCAUCAUUGGAGGGGCAGCUGUGAUCCAGCACCUGAUGUCUGAGCUCAUACGGGAGCAAAGCCUGCUCUUCUCCAAAGACAGGGACACCGAUGAGCCAAGGAUCUCCAGACCGGCUCCCCUGUCCCACCGUCACAGCUACCAGGCCGAGUGGAUGUGCACCGAGCUGGAGCCCCAGGAGAGUGACUCCCAUCUGGGGGUGUCCGCCGACUGCCUGUCCUCCCCCCAUCCCCAGGCCUCCACGCCGUGCUCACGCCAGCUGUCGCUCCCGCUGACCCCCGAGAGACGGGUGUCGGCGCACAGUCCCAGGGAGAGACGGAAGUCCCCGUUUGUGACCGAGACUGGUGCAUGUCAGCUGUCCGUUGCCUCGGCCACGGGGCCCAGUCUGACCGACCCACAGAGCUACGGCCCUGCCCCUUCAAAGGGUCAUUCCCCUCAGGAAACGGGACUCGUCGCUUCCCCCGCUGGUCCACCCUCUCCUGCCUCUUCUCAGACAGUGCUGCUGGAGGUUCCGCAGCAGCAGGCCACAGACUGGUCCGGCGCGGAGGAGGAGCCAAGCUGGACGGCAGAGAAGGACCAGGCAGGGAACAGUGGCAGCAGCGACGCGCAGGAGGACAGCACCCUGUCCGUCUACGACAACAUGGACACUAUGAUGACGUUCCACGUGGGCGGUGGCAGCGGCGGCGGUGGUGACGACACGGCAGACCCGGGCAGUGCCAUCGGCACGGCCGAGGCCGAGGGGGGCACCAGCGAGGCGGGCAGUGCCAGCUCGUGGUCGUCCUGCGAGGUCCUGCUCCAGGACUCCUUGGUGCGGAGUGGAAGCGCAGGUCCCACCAGCCCGUGCCAAGCCUCGGUCAGCUUCCCCUCGUUGUUUCGAGAGGGCCGCGAGGACGGCGACGUCCACCCCAACUCGCUUGCCUCGUCCUCUGCCCCCACUGACGCCCCGCUGAGCACGGGCAGCAGCGAGGUCUUCCUGCCCUCAGCACCGCUGGACCCCCACAUGCCGCCCACUGCCUCCCACGCCAUGCACUGCCUCCUAGCUGGACUGAGACAGCAGAUGGCCAGGCAGAAAGCCGAGUAUGAAGCCAGGAUCCAGAGGUUAGAACGUAAGAACGAGGUACUACAGACUGAGGUCGAGGGCCUCCGGUCAAGCCUUGAGCAGCAGCGGCGGUGGUUCAGCGUGGCGGAAAUCAAGAUGCGCAACGUGGAGCGCGCCCGCGCCGAUGCUGACCGACGCAACGCCGCCCUCCAAAAGGAGAUGGAACAGUUUUUUGACACUUUUGGAGAUCUCACCACUGAGGCAAAGAAAACAGAGCGCAUCAUACAGAGCUUCUAAUCUUUGGCCAUCAAACUGCCUUUACCGACUCAAUCGAUAACUCAAAACACAGGCCAAGGUGUUAGUUGUCAAGGGCUGCCUUUUAAAAUCCUGAAACCAGCCAAGUUACAACUCACUUUAUGAUGGCCUACCAUCACACGGAUACUGUAAAAGCCAACCUGCCUCUCAUUCUUGGGUGGUACCACCCAAGUUAAAUGGAAUAUACUCUCCCCACAAGAUGAGGGGAUCAGCAUGAUUUGUAGAAGGGUGUGAUGAACUACGUCCUGUGAAGCUGUUGCUGAUAUAGGAUGAUAGAAGCAUGGAUAGGAUUACUGGUUAUUGGACUGCUUUAUGCUACAGGUAGCUUACAGAUAUGAGGGAACCUAGACCUGCUUGAAAUCACAUGUAGCCUACACUAAGUGGAAUGACUCGCCUCUGGUUGGCAUCAUACUUCAUCACGUUUUGGCUGUUGAAGCUGAACUUUUACAACAGAGUGUUCCAUACACAUAUAGAUGUAAAUACGUUAUAAUGCACUCAUUUAAGAGUGUUCCAUACACAUAUAUAGAUGUAAAUACGUUAUAAUGCACUCAUUUAACUGUCACUCAUUUAGUACACUAAUAAAACACACCAAAAAGUGUCCAACA
This is a messenger RNA of Alosa sapidissima (American shad), 6347 nucleotides long. RefSeq names its product rho GTPase-activating protein 24. The transcript has 8 exons. NCBI's taxonomy places the organism in Eukaryota, Metazoa, Chordata, Actinopteri, Clupeiformes, Clupeidae. Gene Ontology annotation, cellular component: focal adhesion. Gene Ontology annotation, molecular function: GTPase activator activity. The coding region runs from base 3445 to 5724 and encodes 759 amino acids. The record is from RefSeq and is a predicted model, not a curated record. Gene Ontology annotation, biological process: negative regulation of ruffle assembly; wound healing, spreading of epidermal cells; negative regulation of Rac protein signal transduction.